Molecule: messenger RNA, 3202 nt
Organism: Cheilinus undulatus (humphead wrasse)
Lineage: Eukaryota; Metazoa; Chordata; Actinopteri; Labriformes; Labridae
Product: growth arrest and DNA damage-inducible protein GADD45 beta-like
Exons: 4
Coding region: 1833-2288 (151 amino acids)
Biological process (GO): regulation of cell cycle
Cellular component (GO): cytoplasm; nucleus
Source: RefSeq, a predicted model, not a curated record
UGGCUAUAAAGUAGACUGACCAGACAGACUUUUAGACAUGUGACUCCUAUGGCGUCACUGGACAAGUACCAGAGUUGACAGUAGGUUAAUGUGCAUUUCAGCAGAAAGUUACUUUAAAGUGUAUUUCAGAGACAUGAAAGUAACAGAGAGUGGUAUGCAGCCUUGAGGUGACUCAAAUUGUGACAGUCUGACAUAUAUGUGCUAAGCAGGUGAAUUCUACUCUAUAUGGACAAAAGUAUUUGGGCACACCUCUUCGUCAUUGAAUUGCCCAAGCAGCUGCAUCCAAGUCCUACAUCAUCAGCGUCACAUAGAGAGGUGUAAAGCAUAUUGAUACUGGACUGUGGGGCAGUGGAAAAGUCUUCUAUAGAGUGAUGGAUCACUCUUCUCUGUUUGGCUGUCAGAUUGGUGAAUCUAGGUCUGGCAGAUGCCGGGGAACAUUACCUGGAACUUUGGCCCCCAGAACAUCAUUAAAUAAAAAAUAUGUGCAGAGAAAAUUCUAGAGGAAAAAAAGCUGCAGAAUUUUGGGAUUUUUUGUAAAUCUUUGUAUUAUUAUUAUUAUUAUAUUUUUAAAUAUAUAUAAACGCCCUCCAACUCCAAAGACAACUGAGACUGAAACAAUUUAAUCAGAAAUGAAUUAAUGUUUCAUCCAUAUUUCACUAAACCCUCCUGUAAGCCAUUAUUAGCAAAUAUAUUACAUGUUAAACAUGUAUUCAUCAGCUCACUUUCCAUAAAUCUGCCACUUUCUAUGGAAACUUUCUGCUUUAGGUGUUUCGGGAGUGCAAUUUUCCUGCCUGGUUUUUCAUUUAUAGCUAUGCAGCAUAGACAACAUGACAGGCACAGAAAUAUUCAGCUAAAAUAUCUCAGCUGCCCCCAAAGUGCCUAAAGAGAAAAAAGCUGAAGUUUGAACAAAUGUAGUUGAUGACCUGUGCUCUGCAGAAUAAAUGGGCUCAGAUUCCCACAUAAACACUCCUAAAUCUUGUGGAAAACCUUCUAAGACUGGAGGCUGUUAUAGAUGUUAAAGGAGAACCAACUCCACAUUGAAGUGCAUGUAUUUGAAUACAAUGCCAUCACAGUCUUGUGCUGUAAUGGUGGUCGGAUACUUCAGUCAUCAUAGUGUACUUGUGAAAUUAGACGCUCAACACUGAUAAUAACUUUUUAAAUCCAACUUACUGUUUUUUUUCUUCCAAUGCAAAGCUAACAUUUUUAGCUAUAGACGGUGUCCCUGAAUGUAAAGGACAUUGCGUGAACGUCUUGCUUAAUCUUGCUAUGUAAUAUCACUUUCGUGUCAUGUUUCACAAUAAAGGACAGUUACUCGUCUUUCCCUCGGUUAGCCACCAGAUGUCCCUCCUGACUUCAUAACCGCCAGUUCAGCUGCAAAUACAUGAAAACAUUAGGAGCUCACGUUUGCAAAAUUGCUUCAAAUAAUUCGACUUUGUUGUCGCUAAUGGCAGUUUUCCUCUGGAUUAUUAAGCCUGAAGUUCACUGCACUUUAAAACAUUCAUCACUAAAUCAGAACAACAGGGCAAACAGUCGUUCGUGUCGUGUAGACCCGUCACUCCUCGCUGUGUAACCACAUAAAUAAACACGCAGUCCACAUGACAAACUGGAGACGUUGGGAUUUCACUCCAGCCAAUCACAGAGCUCAGAAAGUUUCGGUCCCGCCUCCUCUCAGCCUCGGUAUAAAUGUGUUGCAACGUUGCCAACAACAAACGCCGCAAAUGCUUCAGAAAGUCUGGCACAUGAGUCCACACGCAUUAGCGCGCUACCUAAAGGAAUAUCACCCCAUAGGACUACAGCCUCGCUCUCUCACAGGGAUUAUUUUCUGAGUAAUCAUGAUUCCAGAGGAGAACUUCAAGGAGAGCAGGAUGCAGUCUGCAGGUCUGGCUCUGGAGGAGUUGUUGGUAACAGCUCAGAAACAAGACUGCCUGACUGUUGGCAUUUAUGAAUCAGCUAAACUUCUUAAUACAGACCCAGACAGUGUGGUUCUGUGCGUUCUGGCAGCCGACGAUGCAGAUGAUGUCGGGCUGCAGAUCCACUUCACCCUGCUGCAGUCAUUCUGCUGUGAGAGCGGCCUCAACAUCCUGCGAGUGUCGGGAGUUCAACGGCUUAAGCAGCUUCUCUGUGCUGUGGAUGCCAACAGAAACCAGGAAGAGCACGGAGACCUCCACUGCAUGCUGGUUACGAAUCCGCAGGCUGACCACUGCAGGCUACAAGAGGUGGGGACCUACUGCCAGGAGAGUCGACGCCUCGACCAGUGGGUGCCUGAACUGGUCCUACAGGAACGCUGAGGGGCCUUUCUUCCACAUACAUGAACAAGAACAGGAGCUUUCUGGGUUCAAAUUCUGGAUCUGUUUUUGCUCGUGCAGUGGCACCCUGGAGUGGCACAGUCUAUCCUGAAUGAUGACUAGACGGACCAGGGGACACCCUUUCAAGGACUUGUGACAGUCGGAGAGGAAAAUCGUUGUGGUGAAGAGACACAGCAGAUUCCCUUUAAGGCCUAGUUAUCUACAUCAGCAAAAAAUAGAUCAAAGCCUCUAUUUUGUGCCUCUGUAACAAUGUUUGUGGUGUGAGAGUCAAUCAGCAGCAGCUUUUGACUGAAAAAUGUCCACACCCGACAUAUACCUGGAAGAUCAGUGUGUUUUCUAUGGACUGGACAGGAAUGCUGUAAUGAAACCGAACCUGACACUCCUGUGUAUUCUGACAUGGGAGAGUCCUUGGAGAAGAUGUGUGCGUGAAUGUGUGGUAUGCGUGUACAAUCCUCAGGUCUUUCUUUAGAAAAGACUGGGCGUGCAGCGUGUGCGUUCCUAAAAAAAUGAGCAGCCCAACCUGUGGAGGAAUCGUCACCAUGGAAACUACAAUGGAAUGAUUUUCAUUUUAAAGGCACAGGAUUUAUUGGAGGGAAGAGAGUGCAAACAAGUUGCAAAACUUGUUUGGUGGUAGGAGGUUACAGAGUGAGUGCUUCUUUUUUAAUUGUCAUAGUGCUGUGUGGCAAAUACACUUGAUAUCUCUGUGCCUUUAACAUUGCUGCUUCUUUGAUCAAAUGAUGUCUAAAUGAACUGUGCUGCACCUGCACAUAAUUUAUUGAUUAUAUUAGGUGUUUGUUUUAAUAUUUAUGGUCUAUAAUUUUUUUCUGGCACUUAAAUCAAUAAAUUAAUGUAUUCAUAAUUUAUUACCUGCCUCAUCAGUACGUCUGUGCUAAGAU